This is a messenger RNA of Hymenoscyphus albidus, 396 nucleotides long. NCBI's taxonomy places the organism in Eukaryota, Fungi, Ascomycota, Leotiomycetes, Helotiales, Helotiaceae. The record is from the annotation of a GenBank genome assembly.
AUGAAUGUAUGUAGUCGUCGACAUAGGACGCUAAGCCCAAAAAAACCUUUGUUUCACGUCGCAACUCUCAGGGACGUUGGAGCGGCCCAAUGAGAAGAUGUCGCUUAUCAGCCAAAUCUGGCGCUCGUGGUGGAGAGGAUUCAUUCACUCUACGAUUACAGGGACUCCACGUGGCUUCCAAUAUCAUGAUGAUAUCUGCGUUUAUGGCAGAAUCAGACAUCCGAACUCGAGACUCUGCAGGAGGCGCUAUCAACCACAGACAGCAGCCCCACCAAGUAAGAUGUAGGUACUCGCAGAACAGCUUAAUGACAGCUUGAUGAUAACGCUUCAACAGAAAUCCUCGAGCCCAAACUUGCAAGACGUGUUGAAGCUCUAUCCUCUUACGGUAAUAUGUGA